GGCCCCUGACUUUUUUUUCUAUAUCUGUCUGAUAAAAAACAAAGGAACCUUCAAGCGAGGAAAGUUAAUUUCCCACAGUUUUAUUUAGAAUUAUUAUUACUAAAAUUGAAUAAUUGAGGGAUUAUGUGAAGGGAGCACAAAAUUGUUUCAAAUACCCUAAAAAAAUUAAACCCGUUUCGAUGUUGCUGUUUUUAUUUUAAGACCGAAAUUAAAUUUCAUUUCGCUCUUGAGAUUUAUGUUUAAAUAUGAUAAACCCGAAAUACAAACUAUUGUUCAUGUUAAGGGUUAUUGCCCAAUUGUACAAAAUUAUGGCGCGUGUGCUGUUCACACAAUCCUGAUAUGAAAAACGGGUAAAUCUCAUUUCGGAUUCACGUGAGGGCUAUCUUUCCCUCAAAAACUUGCCUCUUAGCCAGGAUAUACAUGAAUCCGAAAUGAGUCAAUUUUUCCAAUAACCACUCAGUUUUACAGCAAAAUAAAGAAAAAUCAAACACUAUAGAAAGCACACACACAUGACUGAGGGAAGUGUAGACACAACCGCAACUGUGGCAGUUGAUAUACACAAAACAGAUGGUGUUCGCUUGGAUGCAAAAGAUACAACUGCAGAUGAAAGCGAAGCACAUGCUGACAAGGAUGUAACGCCUAACAAAAAUGAAAGUGAAAAGACAAUAGAGAAAGAAAAAGAUGAAGCGAAAAGUACGGAAACCGAGGCUAUAAUUCAAAACAGCAGCAACGAUUUGGAAAACGCUGAUGAAAAACAAUCACCAAAAGUCGCAGGAGUGGGGACCACAAACUCUAGUGCUGCGGAGGAAAAUAACCACAUAGAAGAAGGGUCCGAUGAGAAGGUUCUUCAACAAGAAAAGCUCGACAAAUCAGCAGAUGGUGAACAGAUGGGAAAGGAUUGUACAAGCGAGAGAGAGGCUCAAGAAGAAGAAAAAGAAAAAGAAGAGAAAAAGAAAGAGACCGAGAAGAUUGCAAGUACAGAAAAAACAGAACCUAAUCUAACUGAUGAAAAAUUUGAUCUGGAAGAAAAGAUAAUUAACAAAACAGAAGGAAAUGUCGCAGCAGUUAAUGAUAAAUCUAAUAUAGCUGCUGUUGAUGAAUCCUAUACGAAUCACAAUAACCCCAAUGUUAAUGAUAUGGAUGAUAAUAAAUCCGAUAUGGAUGAUAAUAAAUCCGAUAUAGAUGAUAAUAAAUCCGACAUAGAUGAUAGUAAAUCCGACAUAGAUGAUAAUAAGGCCGGUAUAGAUGGAAACAAAGCGAAUAUAAACGGUGAUAAACCCGAUGCAAAUAAUGAGAAAUCCGACAGCAACAAAGGUGAUCGCAGUGCUAUUAAAGGAAAAACCGAUAAUAACAACAACGACUUAGAAGCUGACACAGCAAAAAUAAAUGACGAAUUUAGCGGCACCGAGAUUGAAAACGACAAAAAAGAAGAUAUAAAUUUUAAUGCGGACAUUGACGAUUUUUUAAACGAAACGGACGAGAAACCUUCGCUAGAAGAUGAACUGACACAGUUCACAAGCGACCUACAGAAACCGUCGCGCCUAACAACAGGCAGCAAUGACAAAACACCAAGAAAGAGUCUGGUGAACUUGGAUGCUCUGGAGUUUGAAACAGACUUCUUGGCUCGUCGUAUACAGGAAGGACGCGAUCAACAGGAAUAUUUAAACAGUAAAGUUCAUGACAAAGACAGAGAAUUAGAAAUCGCAGAAACGAAAAUCAAAGAUUUAAAACUUCGACUGAUCAGAUUUACAAAAGACGACCAAGCGAAAGAUAAACAUAUCGCAUCGUUAGAAAAUGAACUGAAAGAAAUUAAUAAGAAACUGGAGGAUCUGUUGGAUGAAUAUCAACAUUCUAAACCAACAUCUAUGACGAAUGCAAAUAAAAUAGAAGCUCAAAGAGAAGAUGCUAGAGAUAAUAGGAAACAAAAGUCUAAACUCUGCGUCAUACUAUGAUUUUAACUAAGACGGGCUAUCAUAAGAGCAGGCGAAGAAAAACUUUUCAAGAUCUGUUAACCUAUGGCAAACAAAGUAUUAAGGCUGACAAUAUCCUGAUCUACAAUUGAAUACGGACCAACCAAGAUAACUUAAAUGUUAAAUUACAGAACUUUUAUCAUAUGAUAUUGUUUAUCUGAAUUCUUUCACACCAACGCAAGCUACGCAAACAAGGUAGGUUCUCAAUGAGGAGGACAAAAUUAUUAGACGGAAAGAUGAGAGGUUAUUGUGAAAAAAGGGGGACCAAAUUAUCUACGAGGAUAUUAACACAUGAUUCUUUUUUCUUGCGAAUAUAUUUUUUCAACAUUAUUUUCUAAAUUUGAUAAAUGUAAAUAUAAAUAAUAUAAUACAAAGUUUCUUCUUCUAAA
Messenger RNA from Hydractinia symbiolongicarpus, 2359 nucleotides. Its product is annotated as suppressor of Mek1-like. Lineage: Eukaryota; Metazoa; Cnidaria; Hydrozoa; Anthoathecata; Hydractiniidae. Bases 510 to 1952 code for a protein of 480 amino acids. The record is from RefSeq and is a predicted model, not a curated record. The transcript has 5 exons.